UUUAUUGCGGUGACUCUAUAAACCAAAGAAAACGAAACAAAACGCAUCGCGUAUCAAGCAACGUCUCUUCAUCCUCCACCUUCACCACAAUGCUCUGUUCCCGAUUCUGCGUCCGUACGAUCCCCGGCGUUGCCACCGUCGCCGAUCACGGCAAUGCCACUCGCUGUUCCUCCACCUGCCUCCCUCACUCCUCCCUCGCAAUGGACCUCUCCCCUCUCCUCCACCACGCUCCUUCCCUCCGAACAAGCCGCCUCCGAUGCCGCAAAUCGGUCCUCAUUUCAUGCGAUUCCUCGCGUGGACCCUCCCGCACCAGAUCCAGCUUCGGCGAUCAUCACGAUGACUAUCUCGAAGCUUCUCUUCUUCUCUCUGAAACAAUUUCACACUAUCAUAUGUGGAGGCAUCGGUCUCAAGAAGAGUUACAAUGGAAAUCCUCUACACCAUCAAUUCCCAUAGCUGUCCAAGGAAGAAAUUUGAGAUCAGAUAAUAAUUUGAUGAGACAAAGCUUUCUACAGCGUUUCCAGAAUCCAACCAUUUUUCUCAAGAUUUCUUGUGAUGGAGACUAUAUUCUGCCCAUUGUUGUAGGAAAGGUCGCUAUUGAAAAACUAAUUGAUCCUGAAGUUGAAGAAAAUGGGGUUUGUCCAGACCAGUUCCAGUUGGCAAAAAACGUGGUUGAAAGACUAGACCAUGAAGUGAUAAUGGUGAGGAUUACAGAGAGAGUGGUCAGUACUUAUUUUGCCAGAGUGUACCUUAGCCAGCCAGGGAAAAGCAAUAUUAUUAGUGUGGAUGCACGGCCCUCUGAUGCCAUUAAUAUUGCAAAUAGAUGCAAGGCCCCAAUAUAUGUUAGUAAACAAAUUGUCUUAGCAGAUGCUAUCAGGCUUGGUUAUGGAAUGGGCAGAGCGCAUAACAAAAGACCUACUUAUGAUGUAGUACUUGACAGUGCUGUAGAUGGUCCUGAUUUAGUAGCUGAAGAACUUAGUAUGAUGAAUAACAUGCAUAUAGCUAUCAAACAUGAAAGAUUUGAAGAUGCUGCUAUAUGGAGAGAUAAACUUGCAAAUCUUCGUAAAUCAAAACAUGAACACUAACUGGCUCGUUAGGAUAACUUGUGAGGAAGAGAAUGCAUCUUCUCCUAAUUUUUCAACAGGAAGAAUAUAUUAUUGAGGCAUAAGAUACACAAAAAUGAAGGAAAACUGGAAAAAGUAUGAUAUGUAUAGUUGUGAAUUAUAGUCAUCAACCCGUGUUAAUGUAUAUAAAAUGUAUUGAAAUUCCGCUUCUACGAAUACUCAGAGUUGCAAUGUUGGCUACGAAUUCCUUCACAUCAGUGAAAGGAAGUGUGGAAUUGAUAUCUGGUGAUGAGUACAUAAUAUCUUUCUUGAUCUUGAGUAUUUAA
Messenger RNA from Arachis duranensis, 1387 nucleotides. Its product is annotated as bifunctional nuclease 2. The record is from RefSeq and is a predicted model, not a curated record. Lineage: Eukaryota; Viridiplantae; Streptophyta; Magnoliopsida; Fabales; Fabaceae. Bases 90 to 1082 code for a protein of 330 amino acids. The transcript has 10 exons. Gene Ontology annotation, biological process: protein ubiquitination. Gene Ontology annotation, cellular component: nucleus; VCB complex. Gene Ontology annotation, molecular function: protein binding; nuclease activity.